UUUGUUCCAGUUUAAGUGAAUGAAUGAGGGAGAGCCUCUUCUCUGAUGUGUAGGGAUGUUGUGGUUCACCUUCAGAAUGUGCUGGAGUCCAGUCUGUGCCAGAAGCAGGCUUUGAAGCAUGUGCAUAUACUGAAAAACUGAAUGGAAAGUUAAGGUACUGAUGUUGUAGUCUUGCUGCUCCUCUACUUUGAGUCAGUAUGUCGAAGAAAUCCAAGGCUUCGCUUUCCUUGUCGGACUGCCUCUGCCAGAUUUGCAUGGAGAUCUUUGUGGAGCCUGUGACACUGCCAUGCAACCAUACCCUCUGUAAUUCGUGUUUCCAGCUGACAGUUGAGAAGGCCAGCCUCUGCUGCCCAUUUUGCCGGCGCCGAGUCUCUUCUUGGGCACGGUACAACGCCCGCAGAAACACUCUGGUCAACUGGGAACUCUGGGAAAGGAUUCAGAAGAAUUACCCAAAGGAGUGUGAGCGCAGGAUCAACGGGCAGGAUUUGGAAGAGGAAAUCUGUGUCCCCCAUCCACAACACCAGCUGAGCAAGCCUGGGGAAUUGAGGCAAGAAUACGAAGCAGAGAUUAGUAAGGUGGAGGCAGAAAGGCGAGCACAUGAGCAAGAGGAGAACAAAGCAAGCGAGGAAUACAUUCAAAGGCUUCUGGCAGAGGAGGAAGAGGAGCACAGACUGGCAGAAGAGAGACGGAGGGAGAUGGAGAAACAGCUGAAGCAAGAUGAAGAGUUGGCCUGGCAGCUGAGUAACAGUCUGAAUGAUGAUUCUAGUGGACGUGUGCUCAGCAGUCCUUCACCAGCAGGCAGACUCCGCUGUGAAACAUCCCCAGCUGAUUUGUGCAAAAUGAAGACCAAAUCAAGCAACUGUGGAGACAUUCAGAAGUACUUGUCUCCAAAGCUUCAUCCUACACUGGGAUCAGGAUCAUUCUCCUCUGCUCUAACAGCAAGAGACAGGAGUGACUGUGGCUCUUUGGAGACCAGUAGCAAUGAAGGCAGUAGUUCUGCAUGGCAAGACAAGCAAGAGGAAAUGCCAACACUGUCUCCACAGCAGCCCAGUGAGGUUAAAGAUUCCAGUACUAAGGAUUUGUUUCUGGAAUCAUGCAUGAACUAUUUCAGUGCUUCAGGGGAAACUGCUGCUGUCAAGGAGGAAAGGACACCCAGAUCAAAUUGUCCAGGAGACAACAUUCCAGAAGUCCUUCAUGGAAUCACAGAGGGGGAAGAGUCUAGAACAGCUCUUUGUAGAUCCACAGGAGAAGAUGAUGGAGUUGAGUCAGACAGUGGCUAUUUAACACAUAGAGAAAGCAUAAACCAUGAAAACCCUGCUGAAACUUCUACCUGUAUUCAGUCAGUAACAAAUCCUGUGAUGUCGGACAGCAAAAGUGUUACAUGUGAUGUCAUGAAGGUGACUGGAUGUUCAGAUGAAGAGAAACCAGAAGGACUGCAGAACACUAAGGAGACUCCAAAAAGAAAGUCACUGGAGCCACCAGCUGAAGCAGUGGCUGACUUGUGUGUGGUUGGUAAGAGGAGAAGAACAUUUCCUGAAAGUUCUGAAGAGCAAGGGGAGCAGAUAAAUUGUUUUAGCUUGCAGAUGCAGAAAGCCUUUGAGCAAGAGCUCCAAGAAAGGCGCAUGCAAGAAGAGCAGGACAGGCUUCUGGCUCUGCAGCUACAGAAACAGCUCGAUAAGGAGGAAGGGACACCUAAUCGACAAAAAGGCUCUCCAGAUGAGUACCUCCUUCGCACCAAACCAUGGCAGUCUGUGAAAGACUCUUCUGCUAGAAAGGGAAGUUCUAAGGUGGCAAAAGACUCAAAGGUCCAAAAGAACCAGGCCGAAACAAGCCACCGCAAGACUCGGAAAGGUUCUUGCAAUGAAAACUGGCAGACCCCCACCAAAGCCCGAGUGAAACCACCUAGCACCAAAGGAGGGAAAGUUUUGAAUUGUGUGGUUAAUACCAGUGACACAAAUGAUCUUUGUUCACUACCUAAGAAUAAGCAAAAGACCAUUCUUCAGAUGUUUAAGAGCUCUGUCACAGAGUAGAUCAGCAGAACCACAGACAAGCGAUGGAACAAGAAUUAAAGCCAUGGCGAUGCUUUCUCUGGUAUUAAGCAAAU
Molecule: messenger RNA, 2104 nt
Organism: Dryobates pubescens (Downy woodpecker)
Lineage: Eukaryota; Metazoa; Chordata; Aves; Piciformes; Picidae
Gene: RNF168
Product: ring finger protein 168
Exons: 7
Coding region: 198-2030 (610 amino acids)
Biological process (GO): protein ubiquitination; double-strand break repair
Cellular component (GO): nucleus; site of double-strand break
Molecular function (GO): metal ion binding; nucleosome binding; ubiquitin-protein transferase activity
Source: RefSeq, a predicted model, not a curated record